Molecule: messenger RNA, 5983 nt
Organism: Hydractinia symbiolongicarpus
Lineage: Eukaryota; Metazoa; Cnidaria; Hydrozoa; Anthoathecata; Hydractiniidae
Exons: 28
Coding region: 38-5143 (1701 amino acids)
Source: RefSeq, a predicted model, not a curated record
UAUUUAUUUCUAGGUAUAAAUAAAUUCACCAUACCAGAUGGAGAAUUUAGAAAAUGAAAGGCGUAAAUCUCGAAGCCGUUCUUCGAAACGCUCAAGUAUUUUAAAGCGUGAACCACUACAAAUAUUGCAAGGUGAAGACCAGGAUGAAACUGGUGAACAAAGGCCCAAAAGAAGGAAGUCAACGAAAAGGGUCAGCUUUUCAGAAAUGAAAAGUAUUAAAUUGGUUCCACCUCGUCAUUUAAAUGAAGUGCCCGAGAAUACAAGCAAAGAUGACAUUCAACACGAUUCAGACUUUUUAAGUGGUGCAGGAAUGGCCGGGGAUGUGGCUGUAACUGACUUUUUUAGCCGUACUAUCAGCGAUACAAAGGAUAUGAAUCUAACUCAACAUUUGGAUUUUACGGUAGUUGGUGACGAAUCCAGCGAUACUGAUACUACUGAUAUCAGCACUUCAAUGAAAAAGCAAUUGGAGCAAGCAGUAAACAGUAGCUUACACAAUGCACUAGCUGCCCCAUCGCCUUUUUCUCUUCGAAAGCAACUGUGUCACGACAAAACUGUAAUUUUUCAAAAUGAUAUAGAUGGUGGUAUGGAUAUGUCUUUUGCUGAAAGGAGUGUUGAUGAUGAAGUGGACAAAACAUCUAGUUGCAAUUCAACACCUGAAAAUGUGACUGUCAGUGCAGUUUUAAAAAAGACGUCUGCUGCUUCUUUUUUAUCUUCACUGAGAGAUGGUGAGAAAGUGGACUCGGGAAAUGCAGAUAUAGGGCUGCAUGAGACUCAAGUAAACAAUGUUGAGUCUUUACCUUUUCUUGCUAAUAAAGAUGAAGUAAUAGCAGAAGAAAUAAAGGAGACCAAAUCAGUUAAAUCUGAUCACUUUCAAAGUUUCUCUGUCAGUAAAAAAAGCCCUUUAAGUUUUGAGAGAAUAAGAAGUAGUCAGGAAGGUGAAUUAACUGAAAAUGUUCCAAAUGUUCCUAACGCUUCAAGCAUUCAAGCUAGUAAAAUCCUUGAUGUUUCUAGCGACAGCCUCGAAUUAACUGGUUUUAUAAAUGCAACCAUAUAUACUGAUGGUAGAGUAACACCAACAAUCAAUAAUUUGUCUGGUCAUAGCGAUACACUCGCAAACAUUGAAGACCAAGUAGAUACACCAAGCUUUAUAGAAAAAAUGAAAGAUUUAAAUACAAGAGAUUCUGAAACUCCCAAAGUGAAUCCACCAUUACCUGGUGAAUGUGGUGUACUGUCACAAACCUUUUCGAAAGCACUUGAGAAAUUCAGUAUUACUUCUCCACAAUUAUCUGGUCUUCAAAAUGAACAUCAUGAAAACUCAUCUGGAUUUACUACUUACAGUGAAUAUGUUCAGGCACAUGGGUCUAUCCAGCCUAACCAAAAUAUCAAAGGCAGCAUGGGUUAUGAUGAUAAAAUGUUGCCAAAUGUAGAAGCAACAAAAGGCUUUAUUCAAAAUAGAAGUGCUUUUGAGGUUGUUGAAACCAACGAAAAUGAUUAUGUGGAAAGCUCUGAAUUUCUGAAUAUCGAAGGGAGUAAUGCGAGUUUAAACUACCAGAAAUCUGUGCAACAUAUCAAAGAUGCUAACUCUGUUGACGCUACAAUGCUGCCAAAUGCUGGAGUAACAAAAAGCUUUAUUAAAAAUAGAAGUACUUUUGUAGUUGGUGACUAUGAAAAUGAUCGUGUGAAUAACUCUGAUAUUAUGAAGAAUGAAAAAAGUAAUGCGAGUGUAAACCACCAGAAAUCUGUGCAACAUAUCAAAGACUCCGAGAUGAAUAUUGAAGAGAGUAAUGAAAGUGUAAAGCACCAAGAAUCUGUACAACAUAUCAAAGAUGGUGAGGCUGACGAGGAUACAAUGUUGUUCAAUGCUGGAGUAUCAAAAAGCUUUCAUCAAAAUAGAAAAACUUGUGAGGUUCUUAAAGUCAACAAAACUUUACCCUCUCUUAAAGUGGUUGGUCAAUAUGUAAGUGAUCCUGCAAAUAGCUUUGACACGGUAUAUGCUGAGGAGAGUAUUGUCAGUGACAAACAGAAGGAUAACCCAAUCAGGCCUAUCCAAUAUAGUGAUGUACAAGGUUUUAUUUAUAAUAAAAAUGCUUCCAAAACUGUCAAUGUUAACAAAACUUUGCCCUGUAUAAAUGUAUUUCGUCAAUGUGCGAAUGAUCAUGCAGAAAUAUCUAAAACUGCACACGUUGAAGAAAGCAGCAUUCCAGAAAAGGAAGUUAUUAGAUAUGGCGAGGUUACAAAAAGCUUCAUUCAAAAUCGAAGUGCUUUUGAGGUGGUUACUUCUAACAAUUACAAUGAAGCUCAAUUUCAAGAAAGCCAUGGUAACAUUUUUGCUUGUGUGGAAAACGUAAGGAAAGUUCAGAAUGGUAACAAAACAUUGCCACCAUUUCACUUUGGACAAAACACUACCAUUUCCCAUUUUCCAUUGUGUGUGCAACCAGAGGGGACACUUUCGGCUAUUAAGGAAAAUACAGACAUUGAGGAUGUUGUUACUCCUGAAAAAGUGGAAAACCCGCUUUUAUUAUUGCAAUCACCAAGUAAAUGCAAGGAUAAAACUUUUUUAGUCCCUGCUGCUCAAUCUAACAACGAGUUAUCCACAAAUGAUAAUAAUGAACAAGUUAGUGCAGGACCUGAUCCCUUCAACGGUGAUAAUCCCUCUAAUAAAACUAUAUCUCUCUCAAGGAAGGCGUAUGAAGUAGACGAGGUUAUGAAAAGUGUGGAUAUGGUUAAUGAAAAGAAGAACCGUAGAAGAACGUAUACCAUUUGCAAAGGUGAGCAACAAUACGAAGAGACAAUUCUGCAAGGAUGUAACAAUGAAAACAAAUGGUUAGAAGAAGGGGAGUUUUUGGAAAACACACUUUGCUUUAAAGCACCAAUAGCAAACAGUUCCCUGCUUGUAAAAAACAAAACAGAUUAUAAGCUACUGUCAGAUGAAGAAACAGACAUUACUGAAAAAACUCAACUUGUUUCAUGUAUGCCUAAUUCUGGAGGAGAAAUCCCAAUGGUAAUUGGGGAGAAUGAAACACACGUUGAACAAACACAGGAACAUCCACAAGAACAUCCACAAACACAAGAAGGUCCACUUUUGUUUACUAAAGAACAAAAGGAAUCCGCAGUGAUAAAUGAGGAUAAAAAUUUCUCCACAUUGGAGAAAGAUAUUGAUGGCAACGAUCCGUUGGUGGACAUUGCUUCUUCCACAUGCCCAGUGGAAGUUCAAACGCAAAACCAAAGCACUAGAGGCAAUCAAUCUAUGUUGGAAAUUCUGUCAAACAGCAUUAAAAAAUCAUUUGCAGAGCAAGAUGAUUCAUUGGAAAGAAUCAGGUCACCUUUCAAGAAAAAGACUUUGGAAGAACUACAGCAACAAAUUAAAGGUCCUGUUCAAAAAUGUGAAAGCAAGAGCAAAAGUAUGCAAUCAAGCAACUGCAAAGAAUCGUCAAAAAGAGAGGAGCUAUUGAAAACAACAAUAUUUUCUGAAGAAACUGCACAAGAAGUAGUUGAUUCAAAACUAAAUACACCAACACGUCCCAGACGUUCAAAACGAUUAUCAAAGACUCCUAUGAGGGAAUUACAAACUGAUGAAGCUCCAUUGUCUGCUAAAAUAUCAGCAGUAAAAUCUCCUAAGAAGAUAAGAAACGUAGAUUAUCAGGAUCAAGAUGAUAUGAGUGGCUUUAUCUCAAGACCAAAAAUACCUCAAGACGUUGUGUCAUCUGCUAAAAAAAUAGCAGUAAAAUCUCCUAAGAAGAUAAGUAACGUAGAUUAUCAGGACCAAGAUGAUAUGAGUGGCUUUAUCUCAAGACCAAAAAUACCUCAAGAAGUUCCAUUGUCUGCUAAAAAAUUAGCAGUAAAAUCUCCUAAGAAGAGAAGUAACGUAGGUUAUCAGGACCAAGAUGAUAUAAGUGGCUUUAUCUCAAGACCCAAAAUACCUCAAGAAGUUCCAUUGUCAGCCAAAAAAUUAACAGUAGUAUCUCCUAAGAAGACAAAUAACAUAGAUUAUCAGGACCAUGAUGAUAUUAGUGGCUUUAUCUCAAAACCAAAAAUACCUCGUGGCAGCCCUGAGGUUAACAAAAAAACCACAACUCCAAUGAACAAAUCUGGUAACCAAGGACAAUCAAGAAUUUUAUGUCAAAAUCCAACUAAGAAAUCUUUAUCACCCUCUAAGCUUGGUAAAAGUAUAUCAAAAAAGGUUUCUUCGGUAGAAGGACACUCUCCCAUCAGCCCUCCUGUCAAUUCUCCUGUAAAUAAAACCAAAAAUGACACCUAUGAUAUUGAUGAUACAGAUAAAGAAAUGCCACCACAAUCCUCUGAAGUUAAAGAAACACCAAAGAAACAUGUUUUGAUUAUUGAAAAUAACAUAAAAGAAACAUUGGAAAACAGCAGAUCAUUGCCAUCUUCAAACACGGAUCCCAAUAAUUCAAUUGGUAUGCCUGCACCUGCAUCAUCUGCAACAGAGUUAAAGGGAUUGAAGUAUUACGCUGAAAAUUCUGUGCCUGUUGGAUGGGUGAUAGAUAGUAUUACUAACAAUGAGUUACGUGUACAUUUUUGUGCAUACAAGUAUCACACAUUGCUGGUGAAAGUUGAAGGAGAGACAGUUAAAGAUGUCAUUGCAGAAAGAUUACUAAAAGAAAAAGACACAUGUACAGGUGAAAAGUACUAUCUUGAUAUGAUGGAGAGAGUGAUUAAUGUUGCACGUUUAAAAGAGAAAUACACAUCAGCAGUGGAAGUACCUGAGCUUCUUAAUGAUGUGUCUGAGGCUGUUUCACAAUGGAAGCCAAUAGCACAUGAUAUAUACAAAACCUUUUAUGCCUUGCUUGGUCAUGUACAGCUAGAAGAGAACAGAGUUACAAUAACUUUUGUUACCCGAAGAAACACAUUUUCAGUGUUCUAUUUACACGUGGAUUUUAAUUGUGAACAACAGAAACCUAAUGUAAAAGCUACGUUGGAGCAUGACAUGAUGUUCAACAUACUGGAUGACAUUAAAAAUAUUGUCAACGAAACACAUGUUGAGGAUAAGAAGCCACUACUUACGUGUUCCAAACGUAUUUAUGAGUAUACUGUAAAUGUGACGUCUGGAGAUAUUCUCAUUGAAUCAGAACCGAAAAGGGAAGAGGUUAGAGGAGACAAACGUGUUAUUGACCUGUAUACAUAAAAAAUACAUAGAAAAUUGGAGGAUUUCUUUAUAAACAUUUUAUGUAAUUUAUGCAUUAUGUGUAAAACUAUUAUAUAUUAUUUUUAUUUUAAUUAUCUGCUUGUUCCAGGUUAUACAAUUUUUGUUUGUGGUUAUGUUCUGAUAAACCUUGGAAUGCAAAUAAGAGUGCACCAAUUAGCCAUUAGCCUUUUAAUUAAAAAUAGGUUAGAUAAUGCUCACUACAAUAUUUUUUUGGCACAUAACAUGUAUUUAAUUUGUCUAAGUAAGUCCUCACCCACAUUUUGUUGCCCCUUACAAAUAUUAGCACCCUUUUUUGCUGUGUUAUACUUAUAACUGCUUUGCUUGAUAGGACUUCUGGUAUAAAAUAUUAUUGAAAGUAAAUAGUGCUUAUUUUAAAAUAACAUUAGGCCAAAGUAAAACCAAAUUUUUAAUAUUUUUUAAAUAUGCUGUUUUAGAUCAAAAUUUAAAUGAGCACGCAACACACCUUUUAAAGCAUAUUGCCUCAAUGAUUUCACAACAAUAUGUUUUUCACGUAAUCCAUGUUAAAGUCUUUUUUAUUGUUCCCUUAACUUUCCUUUAAGGCUAUACUUUCUAUGGUUAAUUUGUAAUGUUUUAUUUUUGUAAAUAUUUGUAUUUUUUGUGUGAUUGCUGAUUUCUCAUAGGUAGUAGUGAUUCUAAUACACAAAAAAGAAAUGGUUGAGCCUUUUUCAAUUUGUUUUGUUUAGCCUUCUCCAUAUGAACACUAUUUUGAAAACAAAAGACAACACUAUGUUCUGUUUGUUUGUCCAUCUUGUAAAUAACAAUGUACUGUUAUGAAAUAUAGUUUUUCUUCACUUUGAC